GAAGUCCGUAAAUUUCUAAUCAGAGUUUUAGUGACAACCAACUAUCGAAAAAGCUGCAGCUCUGCCCCGCGAUUUGAAAAUCAGGGUGGCAGCCUAGCGUUCUAACUGUUUCUAAUACGCAACGCGUAGAAAUUCGGCGGGAAACAUCAUGUUAAAACGUAAUUUGCAAAGAAUUCAUCUGACUCUGGCUGAUUUGGAGGAGUACCAGGCGUUGCGUAGGCGCAACAAGCUAAGAGCAACUAUCGAUGCGAGCAGAUCAUCGUCAUCAUCGGUUACCGCUACGGCAACCGAAACGGCUCCGUCCACAGAUAGCAACUCAACAUCGGAGACGCCAGUAACGCAGAGGCAUCUGGAGGAUCUGCCGGCCGCUACUGGCUGGGCCACAGCUGUUGUGACCAACAGCAAUACCAAUUCUGGUUCCACCGAAGACGAUACCAGUGUGGCUGCUGUGGUCGAUGACAACGACACCAUCGCUGAGCUCAGUGACGACGGCUGGGUGGAUAUUGAUGAGGAGGAUGGCGCCAGAGGUGGAGAGCCAUAAUUUAUAACUGCCAAUAGUGACAACUAUCACACACAUCAUUCCAUUUGUUUCUUCAUACAUAUAUCAUGUAAUCAUCCCAAAAUCGUGAAGAAACUAAACUCAUGUCAAAGCUCAUACUAAAAAUGGA
Molecule: messenger RNA, 668 nt
Organism: Drosophila grimshawi
Lineage: Eukaryota; Metazoa; Arthropoda; Insecta; Diptera; Drosophilidae
Exons: 1
Coding region: 149-541 (130 amino acids)
Biological process (GO): anaphase-promoting complex-dependent catabolic process
Cellular component (GO): anaphase-promoting complex
Source: RefSeq, a predicted model, not a curated record